AUGACUGCUUUCAAUUUCUCGACCACUGGGUCGGAAGUAGUUGCUGCCUUAGCAGAUCGAGUCACCGGGAAGACAUUUGCUGAGAAGCCAUUAGUUGUGAUUACUGGAGCCAGUCAUGGAGGACUUGGAGCCCACACAUGCCUCUGCCUAGCAGCCGCCAAUCCUGCGGAGAUCAUCCUUCUUGGGCGCUCCGAGGAGAAAGUUUCCCCAGUCAUCAAGGAGAUCAGCAGUAUCAGCCCCUCGACCGUUGUUCGAUUUAUCAAAAUUGACCUCUUGUCCUGCGCAUCGGUGCGCGCCACGGCAGCAGAGAUCAAUGCGUCUGUCUCUAAGAUCGACGUCCUCCUUGAAGCGUCUGGUGGUGGCGCUCGUAUCGUUAAUGUAGCCAGUGCUAUGUACCAGCUCAGCCCAGUCAUGUUUGACAAUUACAACUUCUCCAACGGAAAGACCUACAACGCUUGGGAAGCUUACGGCCAGUCCAAGACAGCGAAUAUUUUGUUUGCCGUUGCAUUGGCCGAGAAACUGGAGAAGAAGGAAAUCAAGUCCUAUUUCUUGCAUCCUGGAGUGAUACACACAACGGGCCUGUCCGAAGUGGAUCAGGAAGCGUGGCCAAUUGUGGGAGCUUUGUUUGAAAGCAAGAAGCUGGAGAUGCCAAAGGAAAAGACCAUCGGGCAAGGCUGCGCAACUACUCUUGCUGCGGCCCUAGACCCUGCCCUGGACGAUCACUCAGGGUCUUUUUUGAAUGACUGUAAUCCAGAAAAUGUUUUGGACUACGCCUCUGACAUCGUCAAUGCAGACAAGUUGUGGUGUCUCAGUGAGGCAAUUGUCGGGGAAGAAUUCCAUUACUGA
Penicillium brasilianum is the source of this 846-nucleotide messenger RNA. The record is from the annotation of a GenBank genome assembly. Lineage: Eukaryota; Fungi; Ascomycota; Eurotiomycetes; Eurotiales; Aspergillaceae.